Messenger RNA from Daldinia caldariorum, 2201 nucleotides. RefSeq lists its product as uncharacterized. NCBI's taxonomy places the organism in Eukaryota, Fungi, Ascomycota, Sordariomycetes, Xylariales, Hypoxylaceae. The transcript is spliced from 11 exons. Bases 1 to 1668 code for a protein of 555 amino acids. The record is from RefSeq and is a predicted model, not a curated record.
AUGGCUUCGCUUCUAUCACUUCGCGACGACGCGUCUUCGCCGCCGGUUCCCUAUACUAGGCCGGUCGCCGGUACCGUUAUGAGUGUCAUACUCUCGUUCGCUGCAAUUUGCGUCCUGUCGUGCUUCCUCACACAACGGUCGCUCGCCGUGAAGGCAUGGUCACGGCUUCCUCUCGCUACACUGCUCGUAUUUACAAUCUAUGCUGAUUCCUGGGCCUUCGUUUUCGGAUCGGGUAUUGUCGACUUUGGCAUAGGCGUCGACUCGAAUCUAGGUGUCUGCUCGGCGGCUAUCUUGCUGUGCUUAUUCUUCUACGUGACAUCCAAAGUCGAAAAAGCUUUUCUUGCCCAAGGCGGCGUAAAACGGCGGGUCGAUUCGAAGCUCUACAUCUCUAAUUUAUUCGGUGUACUCACUAUUUUUGGGAUCAUAUGCAUCUUGACUUUCGUCUACCGCAAAGCACGAAUGGAUAUGGGGCAGUGCAUUGUUGGCAUAGAGAGACAGGCACUGAUUCCGCUCAUCACCCUGGAUGUUGUAGCAAACUUAUACAUCACGGCGUUAUUUUUGAACCCAUUAUGGAGCAUCUACUCGAUCAAGAGGCUCUCCAAUUCGCCGGAUAGCUCCCCAAAUCUAGGCUCUACAGCAAUACGGACCUUCAUCGGCGCUCUAUGUACUACCACCUCGAGUGUAGUGAACCUUGUAGUCUUGUUGGCACUGGAUGGCGAGCCAGGAUGGGUAUUUCUUACAUGCUGUAACGCAGAUAUCCUGUUCUCCACGCUGGUUAUCCAGUGGGUCACAUUACGCGACGACGCUACAAGCGCCGCUGCGUCCUCGUCUCCUCCCUCCCACCCACCGGACAACGAAGCGGCGGAUCGUCCGCCCCCACGCGCACCACCCCCCCGACCUCCCCGCCAACGCAGCCAGCGACUCACCAUCUCGCGCCCGCUGAAAACAACCAGUACGUCGCAGUACGAGCACAUCUUCGGGGACCUCGAGCCCGACACCGAGACCGACGCCGUAAGCGCGAGCAGCGCGUCCAACCACAGAGCCGGGUCCUCCUCGCGCUUCGACGAGGACAACGACGACGGCUUCCGCGCCUCCAUCGUGUACGACGGCCCGGACGGGGAUACCAGCGACAACAGUGCGGGGAACGAGAGAGGCGCCAGCAGCAGCGCGUGGACGAGCCCGCCGCGGCCGCCAUCUGCACGAACGGACGCAAGGACGGACGGCGCAGCCCUAGGCCUAGGCAAAUCGCGUCCUCCCACCCCCGCAGCGCAAGCGCACGGGCAAGCGCAGACGCCCACGCGCGAGGGCGCAUCCAACGUCUCGGCGGCCGUGGCCGCGGACCUGGAGCGGAUACGGCAGUACCGGGGGCGGCGGGGGGGCUGGUCCGCGACGACGGUCACGACGUCGACGUCGCCGCCGCCGCCGACGCUGACCUCGAUACCGUCGACGUCGUACAGCCUCGGGCGGGCGCCGCGAGCUUCGCGGCGCGGGAGCGCGCGGCGCGAGUACUACAUCAGCCAGCUGGCGUUCGAAGACCGAGACGUGGGAGGGGGGUCGUCGUCGUCGCAGUGGCACGAGCUCGUCCAAGGGAGGGGGGAGGCGGCGGUGGGACGCAGCGAAGAGGGGAGGGGCGGGGAGAACGGCCGGAGGGGGGCGGAUUGGAUCUAGGUAGGUAAUUAAUUUACGUUAGGUACCUACGUACGGGGGGGGAGAGAGAAAGAGGAAAAAAAAAACACUUAGUCAAUCAGUCAGUCAGUCAGUCAAAACAAAAGCGGAAAGAAAAAAGAAGAAAAAAGGGGGGAAGGAGGGGGGAGCAAAAGCAUGUGAUCUAUGCGACGACCGCGGCAUCCUCGCAUAACUCGGAACGAAACAAAAAUCUGCAAAAAGAGAGAUAUGUGUGUCAGUUAGUUGUCAGGGGAAGAAAGGUCAGUUCUUAUGUUAUAAGAAUUCGCAUGGCCUAUUUUCGUGUGUUUUACAAUUAUAUAGUCUCUCAGCAGGAUUUUUAUAACAAGCAAGGUUUAGGUAGUUAGUUAGUCCCUAUAGGUGGUAAGUAAUGUCUAAUCUAAUGCUUCGCAUAUAAUAAAUAGUAAUAAAUCGCGCGGGUGAAGGGAAUGAUCAAUUCAACAAUCAACAGAGGUACCUAGACUUACGGAUUAUACACACGUAAAUUUAGGUAGGUAUUGUGUGUACCUCGGUACAGG